GCCAGGGGAAGGCGCAGGAGGAGGGAGAUCAGCAUCAACCUGCCCCGCCCCCUCCCCAGCCUGAUAAAGGUCCUGCGGGCGCCGGGACCUCCCACCCGAGCCCUCCAGCAAGGAUUCAGAGCGCCCCUCCGGCCCCGCCAUGAGGCUCUUCCUGUCGCUCCCGGUCCUGGUGGUGGUUCUGCUGAUGAUCUUGGAAGGCCCAGGCCCAGCCCAGGGGGCCCCGGAGAGCGUGGAGGCCUCCAGCGGCUUGGAUAAGCUGAAGGAGUUUGGAAAUAACCUGGAGGACAAGGUUCGGGAAUUCUUCAAACGCAUCAAAGAGAGUGACAUUCCUGCUAAGACUCGGAACUGGUUUUCAGAGACACUGCAGAAAGUGAAGGAGAAACUCAGGAUUGAAUCAUGAGCACCUGAAGGAUGAUACCCCAGGAAGGGCUCUGAAAUUUCCCACACCCCAGUGCCUGUGCUGAGGACUCCCUCCAUGUGACUCCAGGUGCCCUCAAUAAAAAUCCUACAGAAAA
Messenger RNA from Saimiri boliviensis boliviensis (Bolivian squirrel monkey), 515 nucleotides. It is a transcript of the gene APOC1, whose product is annotated as apolipoprotein C1. Gene Ontology annotation, cellular component: very-low-density lipoprotein particle; high-density lipoprotein particle; extracellular region. Gene Ontology annotation, molecular function: fatty acid binding; phospholipase inhibitor activity. NCBI's taxonomy places the organism in Eukaryota, Metazoa, Chordata, Mammalia, Primates, Cebidae. Gene Ontology annotation, biological process: negative regulation of lipoprotein lipase activity; lipoprotein metabolic process; negative regulation of very-low-density lipoprotein particle clearance. The record is from RefSeq and is a predicted model, not a curated record.